AUGCAGCGAUUCACUCGACUUUCCCGGCCUCUCAACCGAGGCCUGCUUCGAGCCUACGCCACCAAGGCGUCGCCCGAUACCCAGAUGACUCAGCAGACCUUGUACGCGUCCGAUCCCGAGAUCGCAGACAUCAUCAAGAAGGAAACCGACCGGCAGAUCGGCUCCAUCACCCUGAUCCCGUCGGAAAACUUCACCUCGCAGGCCGUCAUGAACGCCCUGGGCUCCGUCAUGCAGAACAAGUACUCUGAGGGCUACCCUGGCGCCCGAUACUACGGUGGUAACGAGUUCAUUGAUCAGGCCGAGUCUCUGUGCCAGAAGCGAGCCCUGGAGGCGUUCAACCUGGACCCCAAGGUCUGGGGAGUCAACGUCCAGCCCCUGUCUGGUGCCCCCGCAAACCUCUACGCUUACUCCGCUGUCAUGGAGGCCGGUGACCGACUGAUGGGCCUGGACCUGCCCCAUGGAGGCCAUCUCUCCCACGGCUACCAGAUCCCCUCCAAGAAGAUCUCCUACAUCUCCAAGUACUUCAACACCAUGCCCUACCGACUGGACGAGUCAACCGGUCUCAUUGACUAUGACACGCUCGCCAAGAACAUUCUUCUUUUCCGACCCAAGGUGCUGGUUGCUGGAGCUUCCGCCUACUCUCGUCUGAUCGACUACAAGCGAAUGCGAGAGAUCGCCGACUCUGUGGGCGCCAUUCUCAUGUCUGACAUGGCCCACAUUUCCGGUAUGGUUGCCGCUGGCGUCAUCCCCUCGCCUUUUGAGUACUCGGACAUUGUGACCACCACCACCCACAAGUCUCUUCGAGGCCCCCGAGGUGCCAUGAUCUUCUACCGAAAGGACGGUGACCGAAACCUCGAGGAGAAGAUCAACUUCUCCGUCUUCCCCGGCCACCAGGGAGGUCCCCAUAACCACACCAUCACCGCUCUGGCCGUUGCGCUUGGCCAGGCCAAGUCUCCCGAGUUCAAGGAGUACCAGCAGAAGGUUGUCGACAACGCCCAGGCCUUCUCCAAGGCUCUGUCUGACGCCGGCUUCAAGCUUGUUUCUGACGGAACCGACACCCAUCUGAUCCUCAUUGAUCUGAAACCCUUUUCCAUUGACGGUGCUCGAACCGAGAUGGUUCUUGACGGUAUGAACAUUGCCGCUAACAAGAACACCGUGCCCGGCGACAAGUCUGCUCUUGUGCCCGGUGGUAUCCGAAUCGGUACUCCCGCCAUGACCACCAGAGGUUUUGAUCAGUCUGAGUUCGAGCAGGUUGCCAAGUACAUUGUCAAGGCCGUCGAUAUUGCCAAGCGACUCAAGCAGAAGGCUGUUUCCGAGGGCGUCAAGAAGAUCUCCCAGUUCCGGCCCUACGUCGAUGCUGAUGCCGAGGUCAAGGAGCUCCGAAACGAGGUCGAGUCCUGGGCCAAGAAGUACCCUUUCCCUAUUGAUCCUGCUGGAUACAAAUAG
Yarrowia lipolytica CLIB122 is the source of this 1446-nucleotide messenger RNA. RefSeq lists its product as uncharacterized. The record is from RefSeq and is a predicted model, not a curated record. Gene Ontology annotation, molecular function: pyridoxal phosphate binding; glycine hydroxymethyltransferase activity; serine binding. Gene Ontology annotation, biological process: folic acid metabolic process; tetrahydrofolate interconversion; L-serine catabolic process. Gene Ontology annotation, cellular component: cytoplasm. NCBI's taxonomy places the organism in Eukaryota, Fungi, Ascomycota, Dipodascomycetes, Dipodascales.